UAUGGCGUACCCGAAAUACAUUAUGAUAAAAGUAAAAGUUUAUAGUUCUUUCAAUGCGACUAUUAAGUAAUAUUAACUGAAGUUGUGUAUUUACUCGUUUUCCUAAUUCAUGUAAAACGACUUGAGAUUCAGAUUUUCAUUGCGAACUGUUCGCGGGAAUUCCAAUUGACGCAUGCGCGCUGUCUUGAACCAACUGCGCGCCAGAUCCUCCAAGAAAAAGAAGUGUUGCUUGUUAGCUGCUCUUGCCACGCACUGUCCUUCCCAAAAAAGAACCAACACAACCGCCGCCCAUUUCAAUAAAAUGUGGAACCAGGGAGGAUACAAUGAGUCAAGUAUGGCUGGUGGCUACACUCAGUCUCCCGGCGGUUUUGCGUCCCCUUCCUUGUCUCAGGGAGGAGAGAAAAAGGGGAGAACCAGAGUCUCACAGAUCAUCCCCUGCACGGUAUCCCAGUUGAUGUCUGCCACCCAGUCAGACGAGGCCUUUCAGAUUGGUGACGUGGAGGUGGCUCAGGUGACCCUGGUGGGAAUUAUUAGGAGCACGGACAAAUCGAUGACCAACAUCCAGUACAAGGUGGACGACAUGACGUGUGCCCCCAUGGAUGUGAAGCAGUGGGUCGACACUGAGGACCUCAAUGUGGACAGCUCCGUGCUACCUCCCGGCACAUACGUCAAAGUAUCGGGAAACAUUCGCUCCUUUCAGAAUAACAGGUCGGUGGUGGCAUUCAGCGUCAGGCCCCUGGAGGACAUGAACGAGAUCACGUCGCACAUGCUAGAGGUGGUCCAGGCGCACAUGGUGCUGAGCAAUCCUCAGGCCUCGGUCCAGCGAGCCGGAACAAUGAGUAGCAAUACGUCGUCCAUGUCGCGGCCUGGAGUUGACACGGGCUAUAUGGGCGCACGCAACAUGGCCGACAACGGCUUAAGCAGCGCUCAGAACCAGGUGCUGAGUCUGAUCAAAGGCUGUAUGGAUACACAAGGCAUCGGACUUCAGGAGCUGAAGAUGAGAUUGUCCAGUCUUAGUAUGAUGGCCAUCAAGCAAGCAGUGGAAUUCCUGAGCAACGAGGGUCACAUCUUCUCCACAAUCGAUGAAGACCACUUCAGGUCAACGGAUUGUGACAUGUAGUAAUUGCUUUAUCUUCUUUGUCCAAGAUGGAUGUUGCCGAAGGCGCUACUUUGUAAAUGUAAAAUUUUAUUUUUUUUGUUCUUGUAAAAAAAAAGUACUCGAGUCUUCACCUCAAAUAAACAAAAUACCAUUGUCAA
Molecule: messenger RNA, 1257 nt
Organism: Syngnathoides biaculeatus (alligator pipefish)
Lineage: Eukaryota; Metazoa; Chordata; Actinopteri; Syngnathiformes; Syngnathidae
Gene: rpa2
Product: replication protein A2
Exons: 9
Coding region: 173-1120 (315 amino acids)
Biological process (GO): DNA replication; double-strand break repair via homologous recombination; nucleotide-excision repair
Cellular component (GO): nucleus; chromosome, telomeric region; site of double-strand break
Molecular function (GO): DNA binding
Source: RefSeq, a predicted model, not a curated record